Acyrthosiphon pisum (pea aphid) is the source of this 1267-nucleotide messenger RNA. RefSeq lists its product as uncharacterized. The record is from RefSeq and is a predicted model, not a curated record. Bases 526 to 1266 code for a protein of 246 amino acids. Lineage: Eukaryota; Metazoa; Arthropoda; Insecta; Hemiptera; Aphididae. The transcript is spliced from 4 exons.
AUUCUGCACAUCAAAUAAAACCCAUACGGAAAUACGGCUUUCUCAUUGGUUUAACAUGGCGCGAAAAAAUAUUUAAAUUAUUAUUAUUACUAUUAUCAAUUAAAUUAAAUUAUUACUUUGUUCUGUUGAAGCAGGUUCACAUUCAAGCUUAUUUGCUUAUAGGAUGAGUUGCAAUUUUGUAACCUUUAUUGUCUAUUUAACCUUGUAAAAUUGAUGCUGUUUCAAUCAAAAACUUUUAUUAUUUUUAUUUUUUAUGUAUAAUUUGUACAUAUGAAUUGUAUAGUUAAUAUUAUUAUUAUUUAUAAUUUAUAAAUCAUAUAUUUAUUAAAUAAUAAACUAUCUAUUUUUAGUAACUCAGUUUAUGGAAUUUUGUAGAAACCCCUAGGUUCUGUUGUAAAUAUCUAAUAUGUGAUAACAAAUUACAUGAUUAGGGUGGUAAUAAGUGACAUGGUGUAUUUUCUUCAUAGUUUUUGUACAAUACGUUGUGUAAUUGACUAAUUGAGUAUUCCAUAAAUUAAUUUAAAAAUGAAUCUUUCUAUAAAUUGUGAUGAUUUGCCUUCCUCUUUUAAAAAUAUUAUUGUAAAAAAUUGCUCAAUAACUAUUGUUCGGUCGAAUUUAAAUGAUAUGCACGAUAUAGGAAAGUGGGUAGCAGAAUUUUCUACAAAGACUAAUACUAGGUGGAAUGUACGAACAACAGUUCCUAAUGGAAAAUAUAUUCAAUGCAAAAAAAAUUAUAUUUGUCACCAUAGUUCUCACCAUAAAGUGGACAGAACAUUAAACAAAAAAGGUCAAUCAAAGAAUACUGAUUGUAAAGCAUCUAUUAAAAUUGUUGUGAAAGUAGACACUGUAUCUACUAGAAAAAGUGAUCCAUUUGUAAAGAAUAACUACUUAGGUAUGAUUACUAUCUCAAAUACUCAUAAUCAUAAUAUUAAUACUGCUGAAGCGCUACGUUAUUUGAAUCCAGAUAUACAUUUAAGAAAAACUUUUGAAGAGUAUUUUUAUGAUGGGAUGACAAUAUCAGAUGCAUUACGAUAUCAUGAGAGUAUUUUAACAAUGUCAAAUACACCUAUUGAAGAUUUUGCGAAUGGUAGAAUCAAUCCAACAUAUCGAUGCGUACAAAAUUGGCAUGAUCAGUGGAGAGUACUUAACCUAGGACCCCGUACUGGUCAAGGAGUAAUUAUGGUAAUAAAAUAUUUAUGUUUAAUUAUUUACAUUAAGAAUUUAUUCUAUAUAUAUAUUAUUAUCAUUGAUGUGUUUUGUGAUUAGU